Toxotes jaculatrix (banded archerfish) is the source of this 4215-nucleotide messenger RNA. RefSeq names its product anthrax toxin receptor 1-like. Lineage: Eukaryota; Metazoa; Chordata; Actinopteri; Toxotidae. The record is from RefSeq and is a predicted model, not a curated record. Gene Ontology annotation, molecular function: signaling receptor activity. Gene Ontology annotation, cellular component: membrane. Bases 1725 to 3614 code for a protein of 629 amino acids. The transcript has 18 exons.
AUGGCUAAAGAUUGGUUUAUUUUAGCUCAAUUGUCACUGUUUCUGCUCAGUGUUUCUUCAAACAACAAUGCAAACUCUGCCACCAUCUGCACACAGCUGUGUUAACUUACAUUCUGCUGAUUAGAGCCUCAGUAUGUGGAGGAAACCCCCUGGCCUCUAGUUACUACAAUCACUUCAUCCACUUUCUUUCUCAGCAGGAAAAUUUCAUGGGAAGCUCAAUCUACCAGCAGCAGUGACACUUCCCAACAGGAAAGCAGACCAAACAAACUCUCCUGAUUUCCCGAUAAGAGUUGAUACCAAGUUUAUCUGUGGUGAACAGUUCUUGAGAAGGGCUAGUGUGGUUUAAUGUUGUUAUUCACAUUCUUCCCAAGUUUUGUUGAUGUUACUUGUUGAUUUUACUGUCUCCAACAGUAGAUUAACAAGCUAUAGUUCUUUAAAAAUUGGAAAAGGAUUGGUUUUGCUGAAUUUAUUUCAUUUAUGUCACUGUAUUUUGAAUAUUUUUAAGAAUUUGUUCUGAUUUAUUCUAAUUUAUUCUGGUGGUUUAUAUAGUGUUAUUUUAGCAUAUUGUUAACAACGAUUUCCAGUCAUCAUUGUACUAAAUUGAUGUAACAGCUUAAUUACAAUUCAGAUUCAUGGCAAAAUAAUUAAAUAAUAUGAACAUCUGUUUUUUUCCCUUAAAUUAUGCUUUUCAAAAUGAGUUGGUGACCCAUGAUGAGCUGUUUUGAUGAGCUGCAGCCAGCACAAAUACUACCAAACUGUAUAAAAUAUGACAUUCCAGAUAAAAUUGUGAAAUAAUUAACAAUUUUAGGAUAUUUAAAUUAAUCUUGGAGAUUACUUAAAUCACAUGGGAUCAACCUUUAAGGGAGCUAAAGAGAUAUAGUUCAUCUGCUUUCUGUGUCUAAAUUUUCAGUUCCCCUUGUUUGCACAUUGGGGUGAUCAAAACUUCAUAGGCAUCCCUCAGCAUGAUGCAAAUCCAACACAACACCACAACAAGCUAUCAGCCUAAAUAUUAAAAUUAGAGAUGAGUCAACACCUCUUUGAAACAUUCUCUCUAAAAACUGAAGCUUCACAAAGAUAUUAUUCACUGCAGCAACAGAUCAUACUGUGGCCCACUAUUUGGGGUCACAGAGUUUAUAUUUGUCAUGGUCUACUGGUUUAAAAGCAGCCACCAACCUCUUGUCACCACUAGAUGGCAGGACAAGUCAGUAGAUUCUGGUGUUUCCACUGCAUUGUCUUCAUCACCUCUUCUUCUCUGGAGAGAGAGAGAGAGAGAGAGAGAGAGAGAGAGAGAGAGAGAGAGAGAGAGAGAGAGAGAGAGAGAGAGAGAGAGUUGAAAAUACAAGGAGAGUUUUGCAAAGACUUUUAGAGUUAGACAUCCAGGGUCUGGGGAUCUAUCUGUUGCAUGGCCUUAUCAUUAACAAAAAGCAGCAACAGUGGGAGGUUGUGGAGCUCUUGUCGUUUUUAUGCAUGCUGUGUUGGACCCAGUGAUGAGAGGGUCCCGACAACAACAGUGAGACCCACAACACUCAUGCUUUCUCGGUCCCCUGCACCUCAACCUUUGAGUUACCCUCACUGCUUUCCUUUGGAUUAUUACUUUUUUUCAUUGCUGAAGACGCCUGUGGAGGAUUGAAAGAAGAAUCUGCAAGGAGGAUUAACUUCUCUUACCAACUUUUUUUCCCCUUUUUUUUUAAACUGAAGGUGGUUUUAGACAUCAUCUCAUCUAUAUGAGAUUUUCUACAGCUGGAAUAAUGCCUUCGUACUGGAGUAGAAUCUCUUGGUUUCCACUGGUGUUUGGUGCUGCGCUGGUUGUUCUUACUGCUGGUAAUGCUGGACCAAACCAGGACAGAAGGCAGACUGGGUCGUCCUCAUGCUAUGGAGGCUUUGAUCUCUACUUUGUUUUGGACAAAUCUGGGAGUGUGCAGAACCACUGGACUGAAAUCUACCACUUUGUUGAACAUCUAGCUCAUAAAUUCAUAAGUCCACAGUUGCGGAUGUCCUUCAUUGUGUUCUCCACUGAGGGAAGGAUCUUAAUGGGUCUGACAGAAGACAGGGAACGCAUUCGCAAAGGUCUGGAGGAGCUCCAGGGGGUUCUUCCAGGGGGAGACACCUUCAUGCAUGAGGGCAUCCUGAGGGCCAGUGAGCAGAUAUACUAUGGAAACACUGAAGGUUAUCGCACUGCGAGUGUUAUCAUCGCUCUGACAGAUGGAGAGCUGCAUGAGGAUCUUUUCUACUACGCCGAGAGAGAGGCCAAUCGUUCCAGAAGUCUGGGUGCCUCAGUUUACUGUGUGGGGGUGAAGGACUUCAAUGAGACACAGCUGGCAAAGAUUGCUGAUAGCAAGGAUCAUGUCUUCCCUGUAAAUGAUGGAUUUGAGGCUUUGCAAGGGGUCAUCGAUUCAAUCCUGAAGAAGUCAUGUAUCGAGAUCUUGGCAGCAGAGCCCUCUAGUAUCUGUGCGGGAGAGUCCUUCCAGGUUGUGGUGAGAGGAAAUGGAUUCCUCCAUGCCCGAAAUGUUGAUAAAGUCCUGUGCAGUUUCCGAAUCAAUGACACCCUCACUAAAAUGGUGAAGCCUCUGAUUGUGGAAGAUACAUAUCUUCUCUGCCCUGCACCAGUGCUUCAAGAUGAGGGGAUGGCAGCAAACCUUUAUGUUAGUAUGAAUGAAGGCCUUAGUUUCAUCUCCAGUUCCGUCACCAUUACCACUGUGGGCUGUUCUGAUGGGACCAUCCUGGCCAUAGCUCUGCUCAUCUUGAUGCUGCUCCUGAUCUUGGCUCUUCUCUGGUGGUUCUGGCCUCUCUGCUGCACUGUGAUCAUCCAUGAACCCCCGCCGCCAGUUGUGGAGGAGAGUUCGGAUGAUGAGGACUUUGAAGCCCCUAAGAAGAAAUGGCCGACUGUAGAUGCCUCCUACUACGGAGGAAGAGGAGUUGGGGGAAUCAAAAGGAUGGAGGUACGGUGGGGUGAGAAAGGCUCCACAGAAGAAGGAGCAAAGCUGGAAAAGGCCAAAAAUGCCAAAGUCAAGAUGCCUGAGCAGGAGUAUGUGCUGCCCCCCACGCGGGUUCUCAACAACGGCAUGCACAAACCCCCGGGGCCACGCAAGUGGUACUCACCAAUCAAGAGCAAACUGGAUGCACUGUGGGUACUUUUGAGGAAAGGCUAUGACCGUGUGUCUGUAAUGAGACCUCAUCCAGGCGACAAGGGCAGAUGCAUGAACUUCACCCGCUCAAAGUCUCCCCCUCCUUGCUACUCACACUACAACCACCACCCAUCUCCCAUCUACAACCCUCCUAACAAGAGUCCACCUGCGCCACAGAGCACCCUCCCACCGACCCCUAACAGCCCUCCAUCAUCUCCAUCUUUCUCACCCUCCACCCUUCCACCUCUGCCUCCAACACCUCCCCCCAGCUCCACCACUCCAUCUCCUCCCGUGACUCCUCCCCCUUACACGCCACCCCCCAACCGGGCUCUUCCUCCGACCACCCUGCACAUACCUGCUCCGCCAGCUGCCCCGCCUAGCCCUCCACCCUCAGCCUCCCCAAAUGGUUUCUUGCCUCCUCCUCCACAGGGACCUCCUCCUGGGCGAGCCCCUCCACCUGCACGCCCACCACCUCGCCCUGGCCUGUAGAGCUCUGGUUAGAGAUGGGAGAGAGUCCCCACAAGUUUAGAAAAAGGCAACACGGAGUCCCACCAGCGAUCAGGGAGCGCCUCGUGCCAUGCUCAGCGGGCUGCGGCCUGUCUGCCUUGUGAAGAGGAGCAGAGAGGAUUUGUUUUCAGCUAUUUGUCUACAGUGACUUUUGUACACAUCUAGCCCAACGGUGCAAUUGCUCUGAUGCUUGAAUUACACAGACAUUCCCUAUAAAUGAGGUCAUGCAGGCCGGCUCAAAAACAUUUGCCUCCAUGGUCCUCUGAGCUGCUUCAGGCCCUGUUGUCCCCCUCCAUGAGAACACAAGAUUGGAUGAAUCUUAGCCAGCUUGUACUACCGCCUCUGUACACUCAACAAAGAGCGCAGUUGUGUUCAUCAUGACACCAAAAUACGUGCCUAUUUAACUUUCCUAUCUGUCCUGAUAAGAGAUGAUGAUUUAGAGGAAUAUGAAAAUCCAUGUUUUUGUAUUUUUGAAUUUUGAGCAAUUGCAUGCAAUCACGUUUGAGUCAGUAUUUUUGUUCUUUUGAUAACAUUUCUACCUUGUUUUAUACGGUUGUUUUUUUUUUGUACUUUUGAUGAAUAG